UGUUGGUGCGUGGCUAAAUGCCGAUUCGACCAGCUCCACAGCUCGCGGUGCUCGGAAAACAAUUCCCCGCAAUUAUAUUCUGAAAAUCCCAUUUAUACAGGAAGAAUCAGAGAGCCCUCAUUGAACAUUCGCCCUUUUAAAGCCCAGGCUGCAGGCUUACAGUAGGUGGGGUGGGCUUAUUUGCAGUUCCUGCUCCUAUGGCAACCCAAUAGAUCAGAUAGCUUCAUGAAUAUUCCCAAUACCAGAAGCUGGAACGAUAGAUCAGUGAUGUCACCGGUCUCAGGAUGCGGCUGUAGAUUUCAUUGCACUGUUCAUUAUUGACAGCAGAUACGGAUCUGGGCAGGGAGCACGCCGGGGUAUUAAUGACCUCCUCAUCAUCGCACGCCCCUCACCUGCCAUGCUAAGGUUUCGUGUGAUUUUAUUUUUCUACUCAAAGGAUUUUGCAUUCCAGUGCCUUGCAAGCCGAGACUGAAGUACAGCGGGGAUCGAAGCCGGGUAGAGGAGGCAUCUUAAAGUGCCAAGAAAUAUACGAGAUGGUCCGUUUCUUGCUAGCGCAUCACAACCGCUACUACCACCUCUUUCAUGUGCAUCAGGAUGAGGCUUGGAGUCUGAGAUGAGCACCAGACGACACGCACACAGCCACAACUAGGGUGCUGCGAUUCGUGGCAAUAAUCGCAACAGUAAUAAUCCGGUUUUAGAAUUUUCCAAUUGGUCUGUGUCAAUUCAAUAUCAUAAUGGACAAGUUGCCCCCUUCCAUGCGCAAGAGGCUGUACAGCCUGCCCCAGCACAUCGGGCAGAAAGCUUCGAUCAUGGGAGAUGGAGAAGACGGAGACAAGGACACACGGAGGAAGAGCAUUAAAAUGAAGCCCUUGCCUUCACCGUCCUCUGCGGGUAGCUGCAAAGGUAUGGCGGAAACCAAAGGCGGGGAUUCGGUGAUUAUGGAGACAGACAUCGGGAGACCCGUCAAGACCAGCUCAAACGGUGACUGCAGGAGAUUCAAAGGCAGUCUCUCGUCCAUCACCAGCCGGCACGUCCAUGACCCGGACUCGGCGGAGGAGAGACGGCUCAUAACGGAGGGAGAUGUCACGCCGUGUGAGGAGAGCCCCCCGCCGGGGGCGGUGGGCUCUGUGGCGGAGCAGGGCGCGUACGGCGGCGGCUCCAAGGAUCAACAGGCAUCCCCGGACCAGCCAUCCGGUUUCAUAAAGUUGGAUGGAAUCGACCAAAUCCUGCCGGACGACGAGCAGAGAUUGUACCAGGCUGGCUUCAUUCACAGGCAGUUCGGAGCCAUGCUGCAGCCGGGGGUCAACAAGUUCUCCUUAAGAAUGUUUGGGAGUCAGAAGGCAGUGGAAAGGGAACAGGAGCGGGUUAAAUCCGCCGGAUUUUGGAUAAUUCACCCCUAUAGUGACUUCAGGUUUUACUGGGACCUGACCAUGCUGCUUCUGAUGGUGGGCAACCUGAUCAUCAUCCCGGUGGGCAUCACCUUCUUCAAGGACGAGCACACGCCCCCCUGGAUCGUCUUCAAUGUGGUGUCGGACACGUUCUUCCUCAUCGACCUGGUGCUCAACUUCCGCACGGGCAUCGUCAAGGAGGACAACACCGAGAUCAUCCUGGACCCCCAGCGGAUAAAGAUGAAGUAUCUGCGCAGCUGGUUCGUGGUCGACUUCAUCUCCUCCAUCCCUGUGGACUACAUCUUCCUCAUCGUGGAGACCCGCAUCGACUCCGACUUCUACAAGACGGCCCGCGCCCUGCGCAUCGUGCGCUUCACCAAGAUCCUCAGCCUCCUGCGGCUGCUGCGGCUGUCCCGCCUCAUCCGCUACAUCCACCAGUGGGAGGAGAUCUUCCACAUGACCUAUGACCUGGCCAGCGCUGUGGUGCGCAUUGUCAACCUGAUUGGGAUGAUGCUGCUGCUGUGCCACUGGGACGGCUGCCUGCAGUUUCUGGUGCCCAUGCUGCAAGACUUCCCCAGCGACUGCUGGGUCGCCAAAAACAAGAUGGUGAAUGACACCUGGGGCCAGCAGUACUCCUACGCCCUGUUCAAAGCCAUGAGCCACAUGCUGUGCAUUGGUUACGGGCAGCAGGCCCCUGUGGGCAUGACCGACGUGUGGCUCACCAUGCUGAGCAUGAUCGUGGGCGCCACCUGCUACGCCAUGUUCAUCGGCCACGCCACCGCGCUCAUCCAGUCGCUCGACUCCUCGCGGCGGCAGUACCAGGAGAAGUACAAGCAGGUGGAGCAGUACAUGUCUUUCCACAAGCUCCCCGCCGACAUGCGCCAGCGGAUCCAUGACUACUACGAGCAUCGCUACCAGGGCAAGAUGUUCGACGAGGAGAGCAUCCUGGGAGAGCUCAGCGAGCCGCUGCGAGAGGAAAUCAUUAAUUUUAACUGCCGGAAACUUGUGGCAUCCAUGCCUCUGUUUGCCAACGCCGACCCGAAUUUUGUCACCUCCAUGCUGACGAAGCUGCGUUUCGAAGUGUUCCAGCCCGGCGAUUACAUCAUCCGCGAAGGCACCAUUGGCAAAAAGAUGUACUUCAUCCAGCACGGGGUGGUGAGCGUGCUGACGAAGGGCAACAAGGAGACCAAGCUGUCCGACGGCUCGUACUUCGGGGAAAUCUGCUUGCUGACCCGAGGCAGAAGGACAGCCAGCGUCCGAGCGGACACCUACUGCCGGCUCUACUCGCUGUCCGUGGAUAACUUCAACGAGGUCCUGGAGGAGUACCCCAUGAUGAGGAGAGCCUUCGAGACUGUGGCCCUGGACAGACUUGACCGCAUUGGGAAGAAGAAUUCCAUCUUGUUGCACAAGGUCCAACACGACCUCAACUCGGGUGUCUUCAACUACCAGGAGAACGAGAUCAUCCAGCAGAUUGUGCAGCACGACAGGGAGAUGGCUCAUUGCGCGCACCUCCUCCAGAACGCCCCGCCCCCCGUGUCCACGCCCACACCGGUCAUCUGGACACCGCUCAUCCAGGCCCCCCUGCAGGCGGCUGCUGCCACCACGUCUGUGGCGAUCGCCCUGACCCAUCACCCCCGGCUCCCCGCCACACUCUUCCGACCCCCAGUCUCGGUGCUGGGGUCCCUGAGGGAGCCGUCCAGCCAGCUGAAGAGGUUCAACCCCCUGGUGCCCACCACUGCUGCCUCGGCCGGCGACUCUCCCUCCAGCACGCCCUCCCAGCUCCGCCUGUCAGGAGCCGACACGCCCUCGCUGGCCUCCUUCCAGGCCCAGGCCCAGCCGCCGGCCUCGGCCAGCUCCAGCCAGCCCCCGUCCGCCAGCAGCAGUGCGCCGCCGGGACCCAGCAGUUCUUCCACGUUUCCCUUCAGUCAGUUCCCGACGUCUGGGUCGCCUUCCUCCAGCACUGCUCAGCUCCAUCAGCCCCCGCAGCAGCAGCAGCAGCUCUUCCCCUGCAGCACACCUCCAUCAGGCCUCUUCCAGCAGGGGGCAGCAGGUGGUGCCGCUGCCAGUAAUUUUGGCCCGUCAGCUACAGGCUCCCCGAAUCUUCUUCUCGGCCAGCUGCAGCCUCCUCCCCCCAGAGCUCCUCAGGUGGGGUCCUUACAGCAGUUCGCGGGGGGGGGCAGGACUUCCAGUGGAUUAAACCUCUUCCACACCCCUCCAUCCAGCUCGCCAUCAUCCAGCUUGAGCCAGCUUGCCCAGCCAGCCUUGGGCUCCCCGUCAUCUUUAGCACAACACAGCCUGGCUGGCUUACAGUCCGGCUUCAUAGCCCAGCUCCAUCAGGAGCGCUCAGCCAUUUCAGCUCUGGUCCAGCACAGCUCCGGAACUGCCUCUCCUUCCUAUACCCCCGUGGCACCAAGUCCCACUGUCCAGAGCCCCGUGGUGGGGAGAACUUUCCAGUACAGUGACCCCUCGAGUGUGACUGGUUCCCACAGCUCCCUCCUCACUCCACAGACUACUUGCCCAGCCCAGCCCCUUAGCCAGAGCCAGUCCAAAGCAGGCACAGCAUUGCCGGUGGGCCGCUUCUCCCAGGAAAUCAAACUGAUAUCGGCCUCACACCCCUCCUUGCCCCAAGAGGUAGCUCAGGCUAUGAGCCGAGCAUCUCCACACUCCUCCAGGGAGUCUGUCACUUGCUUCUCCCCCUUCGCCUCUCCCACUCUCCUGGGAAAACCCUGUAGCUCCAUCCCUGGCCGCAUGACUCUCCCCAGGCAGAUGUCCUCAGGGUCCAUACCUCAAACCCCAGGGACCUCCCCCACCCUCCCUCCUAGGAAGGGCUCCAGCUCGUAUGCUUCUGAACUCGAACCCGUCCGGCCCAAAUUACCGUCUAAUUUGUGAGGUUUAAUCACACCCUCCUGCAUCCUUUGGACUGCACACUGAUCUUCCUAUGUGACAUUGUUUCCUCUAGGCUUCACUGUGUUUUAUUUAUUUAUUUUAAUUCUCCAGUAUAACUGUGAUUUUACAGUAUGACCGGGUGACUUAGAGCUCUAGUUUUGCUUCAAUUGUUUUUGUUUUGUUUUUUGACACUCUCUGUCUUCUGGAAAUCGAGCUCAGCAGUGUUUCUGUCCUGUGACCGUUGAUGGGAGGGUGUGAAAGAAUCUGUUUAGAGGAGGGCCAUGAUUUUUUAACUCCAAAAAUGCCAAAAACAGCAACAGAGGCCAGAUACGACUGUAAGCAUGGGGAGACGGCAGAAUAUCUUGCUGGGAAGGAUGCUCUAAAACCUGCAUGUGACACUAUCUCUGGAACAAGGGCAGUAGAAAUGUUGCUUUUAAAAGACCUAGUCAACCACAUGCGAUUGUCUCUGGCUUAUAAACCAAAAAAUACAUGUAUUUCCUCUGGAUGACAGAGUCUGGCACUUCUCCAACCAACAUGGCUUGAGGCCAUGUAGGCAGUUACUGAACUAGGGAUUAUAGACUUUAGGAUAUGAUAUGGAAAAAGAAAAGAAAAUAAAGCUGAAGGCUUGUUUUUAGAAACAGUUUCCUUACAAAUUCACAGUGUCUUCCAAAUAAAUGUAGCAUGUCUUAGAGCUUGUGGAGAGAUAUCAGCUUGCCCAUUUUUGUAUGGACAAGUCAAGGCUGUAGACAAAGAAAUUGAAAAUUUACCUUGGUAAAUUACCUUUGCACUUCCAUCAUGGUUUGACUUUAAAUCUUACGCUCGUUUACUUUGCUUUCACUGUGCUCUCCUGCAUAUUUACUGUGCUUUCAACAAUGUGCUUUACUACACCAGACCUUGACACUGCAUUCUGGCAUAGUAACUGAGAACUUGAAUCAGGUAUUUAAAAUCCCAAACAGGGUUUGACAAAAUCAGCCCAUCUUACAUCUUUAAAAUCAGCAACGACAGAGACCCAGGGACAAGUGGAAAUUAGGUUCAGAAACAUAUACAUUAGGAAAAGAAACAGGGGAUAUUUCAUAAUGCAGAGAAGAGAGUUUAUAGGGUCUGGAGCAGCCUCCAAAGGCAUGUUCCUGGCAUUGAUCAAGUGAGAUCCUUAAAGAAAUAGCUUGGUAGCAUCCUAAUAAGGUAGUAAGGUGGACCAUAUACUGUACAAUAGUCUGCUUUAUUUCCCAGAUGUUUACAGCAACAUUCUACCCUUCUAAAUAGCUAUCCAUGGUAUUUUCAUAGUGUCGCGUAAUAGCAGGAAGCCUGGAUAAAAGUGUGCAGCUACUAUCUAUGUGUACGUGUCCAGCUUCACUUUCAAUGGCAGCAUAUUGUAAACCAGAGGCGUUCAGUCCUGGUCCCGGAGGGUUGGUGUGUCUGAGAAUUUUCAAGGUCUCUGUAAAGCAGCAGCACCUGAAAAGGCCGGCAGAAGCUAUGAAUCUGGUCCAGUUAAUCCAGAAAGCAGCUAGUUUAGCUCAUGUAGAGCCGACUAAGAAAGAAACCCAUAGACCCACUGGUCCUCCAGGACCAGGAUCAGACACCCCUGGUGUAAAGCAGCAUAUCAGUGACCUCUUAUUGCAGAGGUCCUCUCACAGCCUGAACUCUCGAUGGAGAGCAAUGGUUAGGACAAGGGGCAUGACUGGGUGUCUUCCAGAUCCCCCAAGGUUCACUGCGGGGACAGUCUCCUCUGAGGGAAACUCUCCAGCCGAUGUUCCUCCAGAUCUUGUGCGUGAGCCAAGUGAAGCACGCCGUGCAGUCACACUGAUUUUACUUAGAGGUGCUCUUCCAGCGUGGGUUUUAGAGCAUUUUCUCCUCCUGAAUCUGUCUUGUGACACAGUAAGAUCUGUUGGUGUUGAUUUAAACCACAGAGAUGUUGGCUUUGUUGCAUUGGGACAUUUAAUAUAUUGUAAUUAUCGGGGCAUUUUAUACGAAAUCACACAACAGAUGAAGUUAUCAAACUCCUUGUCAUUUUUCAGCUAUAGUAUAUUUAGAUGUAAGUACAGUAGUAUCCCCACUCAAUACACAAAGGCACCAAUCCUCUAAACCUUUCACAGGGAAAAAACGGUUAUUAUAAUGCAAUAAGCAGCUUCAGUAUGAAAAGAAACAGGAUCCACAGAAUGAAUUACUGACCAUUGAACUUAGUGGCAAUCGAACUCCAUAUGUUUGAGUACUGCAGUAUCUUGUUUCUAUGUCUGUUUCAACAGGUCAAUGCAAAAGUGAUUUCUGGCGCUGAAAACUUUGGUUGAGUUUACAAUGAUGAAUGUUUUCCUCCACCUACAGCAAUGUGUCUUAUGCUGGUAUUGAAAUUUAUUUUUAACAGAACAUAUUAUUUUCUGUUUGGUAUCCAUGGGUUUCACAAUCAUGUAAAUUGAUAUCCAAGGCUCGUGAAAUGUGGCAGUAACAAGGUGGGUUUUAUUUUGUUCUCAGAACAAAAUGUGACUUUAAAACCCAGAGCUUUUUUAUUUAGGGUAUAAAACCUUGGCAGUUGGCAUUUUAAGAGAUACAGUAUAUGCAUAGAUAUCCAGUGAACACUUCUUAGAGCUGCCCUUCAGUGUUUGGUGCACUUCUUCUGUCCUGUCAUCCUCUGUGUUGGUCAGUGAAGAGGGAGAUUUCCAGGGGCAGGUGGGGAGGCUCAGUACUUCACCACCAUACUCUGCAGAACCAAGAGCAGACCCGCUGAGCCAAUUGAUCAUCCCCAGACCUCCCCAGCAUGCAAGGUGCGAUUGAAUUGGACUGCAGCUCCUCACUACUUGUGCACAACCCUUUCAUAUUGCUGUUAUUCACAGUUUGUCACCUCCAGGGCAAACACAGCAUAGACCUGGAUGUACUGGCAAAAAAAAAUACAGUGCAUUGAGAUAGUGUGUGGGCAUGGUUGGCGCCAAUGAGCUCGUUGGUUAACAUGCAUGAUUGGCAUUAGAAAAUGACUCCCCUGUUAUUGCUUAUUAGAAAUCAUAUAGAAUCCAGAGCAAGAACACUGCCACCAACGUUCUAAUAGCGUUCCGUUCAAAAAGGUAUAAUUAUGGAUAAGUUCUGUGCACUGAAUCAGGCAAGAAAACAGCAUCGCAGCAAAACAGUGAGUGUUAUUUGAAAGUCCAGCAAGUAUUUGUGGUUGGUAUAAAGUGCACGGUGUCCAGUUUUCAGGUUGUUAGAGUAUUAGUAAGGGACACACGAGGACACCUGCUGUAUUCUGUUUCAAAUUAAUUCCUGUGAAAAACAAUAUCAUUCCAGGUCUCGAGGACUAUCCUGGGCAGUACAGUAAUGCGAUUAUAUCCCUGUCAGAUUGCAUGAAUAAGACACUGUUGUGGCAAAUCAGUGUUUGCCAGUAUUUAUUCAUAACUGAAUUGUAAAAAGAAAAGGUGUGUGUUAAAAAAUUCAAUCUGACAGCAUUCUCUCUCUCAUUUGCAUGUUGCAAAGGUUAGGGUUAUCUGUGCCGCAGAACACAUGGAGAUUCACUUUUAAGGAAAGUGGGGAAGGGGUUUGUGUCUUUAGCACGAUGACCUGAAUAAAGAUGUGGUCUAAUUAAGAAAACACGCACUAUGACUUUGCUGUAGGGUCAUUUGGUAUCUACUGGGGUAAAUUAUACAAUUUGGAGAACUGCAUCUGGGUGAGAUUCUAUUGUAAGCAUGGGACAAAAAAACGCUGUGAUUAAUUACUUUAAUUUUGUACUCUGGGCUAUCAGUUAAUUAAUAAACUAGAGGAAACGGAGGGCAUGCCACCCUUGCUGUAGUGGGUACCGUGAAGUACCCAUCAGCUGACAAACAGCACUCCUCCCUUCACGUUCAAGCCCUCUGCAGCUACAGUCUGAUUUGACAAGGCAGAAGCUCACCUUUUCAGUAAAGCCUUGGCCUCAGUAAUGUGCCAUCCUGACUGCAGCCUGUCAGUGAUAAAUGGGUUUUGGAGUCUUUCAGGUAGUGUUAUAUAGCAAUACAGAACCUAACGCAUGGCUGCCAACCACGGAAGAGAUGCUAAAAGCACUUCUUUUUUUUCUUCAAAAUGUGUUGGAAUAAGUACAUAUUGUUUACUGUACACAUAAAAGUGUUUUUGUAGGUUAAGGAAGUGGUUCUCGAUGGCAUUAGGACCCAAUAAGGGUGCAUUAGUGGAACAUCUUAUCAUGACUUCUUAUCAUUGAGUGGCACGACAAAAGCCACCCAUAUGAGAGAAAAAGCUCUUGAUAAAAAUAUAUUUAACACAGAAACGUUCCUUUUAGCCAUUUGUGUAAAUGGCUUGUGCAAGCUGUUCAAAAAUACUGAAAAACUGAAAUCUAUUGUUUUAUCUCAAAUCCA
This is a messenger RNA of Lepisosteus oculatus (spotted gar), 8596 nucleotides long. RefSeq names its product hyperpolarization activated cyclic nucleotide-gated potassium channel 4 (gene hcn4). Gene Ontology annotation, molecular function: voltage-gated potassium channel activity. NCBI's taxonomy places the organism in Eukaryota, Metazoa, Chordata, Actinopteri, Semionotiformes, Lepisosteidae. Gene Ontology annotation, biological process: potassium ion transmembrane transport; regulation of membrane depolarization; sodium ion transmembrane transport. Gene Ontology annotation, cellular component: HCN channel complex; dendrite; membrane. The record is from RefSeq and is a predicted model, not a curated record.